Molecule: messenger RNA, 3447 nt
Organism: Melanotaenia boesemani (Boeseman's rainbowfish)
Lineage: Eukaryota; Metazoa; Chordata; Actinopteri; Atheriniformes; Melanotaeniidae
Gene: hey2
Product: hes-related family bHLH transcription factor with YRPW motif 2
Exons: 6
Coding region: 690-1697 (335 amino acids)
Biological process (GO): regulation of transcription by RNA polymerase II; regulation of neurogenesis; anterior/posterior pattern specification
Cellular component (GO): nucleus
Molecular function (GO): protein dimerization activity; DNA-binding transcription factor activity, RNA polymerase II-specific; RNA polymerase II cis-regulatory region sequence-specific DNA binding
Source: RefSeq, a predicted model, not a curated record
ACGCUGUAUGCGUUUAGUUAUUGUAAGGAAAUGAUAUUUACAUUUGGUGUAGCAGCAAGAUUUGUGGUGUACGGAUCUGAGCCGAUCUGGGCCUCCGCCCCGCGUGAGCCUGAGUGUGCGUGUGUGAAACCUGUCGCUUAUAUAAUGACAUAUUUUUGUGUCUGUCAGACAAAGACGCAUUCCCACGCGCUCCUCUUUCACACGCACGCGCGCUCUGCAGCAGACUGUCGGUAUUAUCCAGGGAAACGAGGACCAGCCCUAAAAUGUCUCGCGACCCGUUUUUCUCUGUGUGUGAGAGCUCAGCGCACGUGGGCGGUUCCAACUUUUAUAUGUUUGUGCAUGUGCGCGCGUGUGGCUUCCAGGCUCCGUGGGAAAGCUCCUGCAGCAGAAGAGGAGGAGGAGGAGGAGGAGGAAGACACACCGGCUCCAGUGCAGUCUGUAGCCGACACGCAGACACCUGAAGCGGUCACGCGCCGCUGGAGGAGCCGCAGAAAUGACUCCAAACGUUUAAAUCCUUUCUCUGACUUUAAAAGGACGUAUUUUAUCAUUAAAGAAAACUUUUUCUAACUUUCAGAAUCUGGGAGGAAUCUUUAAAUUCACAUUUCUGCAAAAAGGGAAAAUUAAGUUUUCUUUCUGUCGGAUUAACUUGAGUUACAUCCUGGAACUUUCCUGCUGCAGUUUGACUUUGCAUGUUUUUGUUGGGAGGAUUUUCUUCCUCCUCCUCCUCCUCCUCCAUCAUGAAGCGGCCGCGUGAGGACCGCAGCUCGGCGGAGGAGACCAUCGAUGAGGGCCGGCACGCGCUCCAUCCAGGGUCCAUGAAGGCGUCCUUCGUCAGAUGUGGAUCUCCGACCGCGACCACUCAGGUUAUGGCGAGGAAAAAACGCAGAGGGAUCAUCGAGAAGCGACGACGAGACCGAAUCAACAACAGUCUGUCGGAGUUACGCAGACUCGUCCCAACGGCCUUCGAAAAGCAGGGCUCAGCGAAGCUGGAGAAGGCAGAAAUUCUCCAGAUGACCGUGGACCAUCUGAAGAUGCUGCAGGUCACAGGAGGGAAAGGUUACCUGGACGCCCACGCCUUGGCGCUGGACUUCCUGUCUCUGGGUUACAGGGAAUGUGUGACGGAGGUUUCCCGCUACCUGAGCACCGUGGAGGGCCUGGACUCCCGCGACCCCCUGCACUCCCGCCUCCUCUCCCACCUCACCAGCUGCGCUUCCCAGCAUGACGUCGCCACUCUGACAGCCGCCUCCCAUCAGCACCACCCGUUCCCCCACCCGCCCCCCCCCCAGCACUGGGCCGCUGCCGUGGCAACGCUGCGUCCUCUGCCGUACGGACUGAGCGGACUUCCGGUUUCUCCAGACACCAGAGGAGGCGGCGGAGGCCCCCAGAGGCUGAUGGAGAUAUCCCAGCGCAGCGUGGUCUCCUCCUCUUUUGCCUCCCUCACAGACUCCUCCUCUUCCUCACUUUCAUCCUCCUCUUCCUCAUCCCUCAUGCUCCCCUGCCCACCCACCACCUCCCUCCUCUCCCUCUCGGCAUCAUUUCCCAUCACCUUCCACGGAGGUUUCCCCCUCCGCCCUCCCUCCUCCCUCACCUCCACCAGUCCUCCUGGCUCUUCCUCCUCCUCCUCUUCCUCGCAGACCCCUCAUAGCAUCAGCAGGAAGCCCUACCGGCCGUGGGGAACCGAGGUCGGAGCCUUCUGACCGCUAACGUCUGACUGACUUAACCAGCUAACCCGUUAACAUCUGGGAAGAUCUCCACCUGCUGCUCCCGCUAACUUCCUGAAACGUUCACCCCAUGACAGAAAGUUUGCUUUAAUUUGCUGCUUAAACACAUUUAUUUUAUUUUAUUUUUUGUCUUUCAUGUGAGAUUUAUUCCACUUGAACUGAAGUGAAUCCAUAUAUAACGAUUUUCUACAUUUUAUUGUUUUACUCAUCAAAUCUGAGGACAUUUUUUCCAGGAAAGUUGAUAAAGUGAAACAAAAACGUGUAUUUAAGAUAAAAUCUAAAUUAAAUGUAGAAUCUGCUGCAGAAACACACUCAGAAGAAAUUCCAUGAACUUUAAGUUUUCCGCUCCUUCUGAAUCCUUCGUGUCUCUUUCUCCUCGUCAUGAUGCUCCAAACAUUUUCUGUUGGUCUGGUGAUACUUGGUCAGUACCGCUGCUAUAAGUUCCGCCUUAAAACCGUUUUGGCUGAUGUGACUGGCUCUCCGCUUUUGUGACUUGCUCAGGGAUUGGCUGUCCCUGCUGUCAAUCACUCUGUUAGCUAGCAGCAGACAGGGAUCCUAACGGUCUUUAGUCUUAAGCUCAGGAGCAAAGAAAAGACAGGAGUUAGUUUAGACCGAGUCAAUGUAAAAGCUGAAGUUACAAAGAAUUUAUUUUAUUUAUUGAGUCACUGCCUGGUGGUGAUAUUAAUAAUCUCCAAGUAAAAGAAAGUUUCCUUAGCAUGCAUCGAGGUGAGUUCAGAGUUCAGAUCUGGUCUACGUAAUUAAUAAAAAUUUAGUCCAAGUAAUAAUAUAUCAUACUGAUGUUUACCUGAACUUCACAUAUUAUCUUCCAGACUUAAAGUAUUUUUGUCUGGUUCAGAUCCCUGGAAAAAAAUACAACACGAAUUUUAAUAUGAUUUUAAAUUAAAAUGAGAAUAAUGAUAAUGAAAAAAACAUUUUCUUUUAUAUCACAUAGUCUAUGCCGUUUCAACAAGUCUAAAUAUAAGUAUUAUAAAUGUUUGCUUGUUUAGAUUUUAUAUCCACUUUUCAGGAGCAUCAUACAUGGAAAACUCCCUGAAUAUUUUCCUGCUAUUCUGCUCUGUGGAUGCUGAAAGACCAAAGUUCUUUAUAAUCUGUCACUGAGAAAUAUUUGCUGAACUUAUUGAUGAUUCUCUGAUGGAGUUUGGACCAAAUUUGUGAACAUGACCCAUCCUGAUUGGAAACACUAACCCUUUGGUAGAUGCUGCUUUUAUACCCAACCCUGACACCCUCACCGGUCUCCAGUUAAUCUGCUGGUUGAAGAACCAUCCAGAACCAUGUAACUGAACAUUAUAGAACAACUUUUACUGAGUGUGUUGCUGCAUCACAUUUUAAACGUUUCCAUUUUCUGUUUAAGUGUUUGUUAAAUAAUCAGAAAUCAUAAGUGAAACUAUUUAAAAAUCACAAUUUUUGUUGCAUUUUAGAAAACUUUCUUUUUAGAAAAAAAUUGUUUCUAAUCCUCAACGAAUAAUAAUUUUCCUUCUGAUUGUUAGUUUAAAUGACACCAGACUCAUCGUAGAAAAUCAACCUAAACACGUAUUUAAAAAAAGGCCUGAACAGUUAGUAACUGACGAACACAAACAAGCAUUUUUCUGUUUUUUUUUUCCACAGAUUUCUCAACUGAGAAUGAAAAAUGUUCCUAAAACUUUCCCAAAAUGUCCGACACUUGUUGGGUUGUAAGUGAUGAAAAUAAAAAGCCUGAUAAAGACGA